This is a messenger RNA of Funneliformis geosporum, 233 nucleotides long. The record is from the annotation of a GenBank genome assembly. Lineage: Eukaryota; Fungi; Glomeromycota; Glomeromycetes; Glomerales; Glomeraceae.
UGAAUUGCAGAUAGAGGUGGAUCUUAAUCAACAGAAUGAAAGACAAAUUAAUCAACUGGAGCAAGAUUAUUUCCGGUGUGAACAAGAAAUUCAUGAUCUCAAUAAGGAGAUAGAGCGACUUGAAAAUGCUUCAAAAGAAGAGAUAGUAGAGUUAAAAUCUGAAAUCUCUACCCUAAAAAGUCAGCUAUAUCAAGCUAGGAAAGAUGUGCGAGAUAAGGGAAAAUAUAUUUCUA